This is a messenger RNA of Saccostrea cuccullata (small rock oyster), 2798 nucleotides long. RefSeq lists its product as uncharacterized. The transcript has 7 exons. Lineage: Eukaryota; Metazoa; Mollusca; Bivalvia; Ostreida; Ostreidae. The record is from RefSeq and is a predicted model, not a curated record. Bases 404 to 1357 code for a protein of 317 amino acids.
AUAGCUCUCUUGAGGAUCACCACCUUUAUUCACAGUCAUGUAAUUCUAAGUAACUUAAUGGCAGCUUUUCUAAUGAAGUAAUCAGAUUGAGGAAGUCCUUUAUUAACACUGUCUGUUGGCUCAGUGAGGUGAUCAGAGAGGGGGGUGCCCUGUGAUGGAGCCUGUUUUGUACUGUGGCAGUGACCCCCGUUAGCAGCUGUUAGGGAGAGGGUUAUCUGUAUCAAUCUCUGAGUAAUAUCUCCCCUCUUUCUUUUCACAGGCAUUGGUGUAGGACCUUAUCUUACAACACAAACAAAGCUUUUGAUGUGAAAACUAGGAGCAGAGGCAAGCUGCUAUUUUAAAUGAGAAAUUAAACGGUUUUUGUGAGACAGUUCAUUACCAAUGACUUUAUGACACAGAUUCAAUGGGGGCAUGUUAUUCAAAGUCAGGUCAUGAUGUAGACAAUGCCAAGAAGAAGUCCCCACAUAACAAGAAGCACAAGAAUGGAAUCGCUGUGACCAUUGAGUACAGCCCUGUCAGAUCACCCAAUCACGAUGAAGAUAGACUGUCUAUUUAUGAUAAUGAAAGUGAGAAAGAGGACAGAAUUGUCAUAGAAUCAAAUGGAAAUGUUGAAGGACAAUGUUGUUCAAAAGUGGUCAAGGACAAAGAAAAGGUUGUGUCUGGUGAAGAGGGUAAAACUAGUGAGAAAUGUGACCUAGUGACCUCAAAAGAGAGUUCAGAUGAGGUCAUAACCUCAGAUUCAAAAGUGACAGAGAAAGUCGUGUCGGCGUCAGAUAGUGGGAUCGAGAGUCUGCCAGCUCAGGAAUCGUGUCACUCUAGUCAAACAUUUUGUGAUAAAACCAAGCCAUAUCAAAACAGUGACGAGGACGAAACGAUAGCUAGCCCCAAAAACACACAUGACAGUCACGAAGCCGAAGAAGUUGAGGCGAGCUCAGUACCGAUAACAUCAGAAUCGCUACCAUGCUCGCCUAUUCGUCAAAAUACGGUCAGUCCAGAUGGUGUGAAUCUGGAACUGGCCGGCUCGAAAAGAGCCUCGCAGGAGCUCAGGCCAAAGUCCAUCAUGAAAGUAAGAUUUGACUCCGAGGCUAGUUUAGAGUUGACCUCUACAUUUCCAAGGUUAGAGGAAGUGAAGACCAUGCAGAUAGAUGGGAAGGAUGUGGUGGUCAUUGAUGUGGAAACUUAUGCACAUAUCAUGGAGGAGUUGGCCAUGCUCAAGAUGAAGCUCAGUCAGCUGACAGACUUCUUACAGGAACAAGACUUGCUCCAGCUGGAUUCUUCAAGAGAGAGGGCUGAUAUAUCAAGUUUGAGCCAGUCUAUAGAAGACUUAAUGGACACAGCUUCUGUGAAGAAAACUUAACAUUUGUAUAAUUCUUUGAGAGAGAAAAGUCAUUCCAUUGUAAACCUCAUGAAUCAUUCAGCAUCAUACAGCUUGGAGAAGAAAGGAUCCGUCCUAUAAAAGUGCUAAGGGAAGGCCGAAAGUCUCCAUCAUUGGUUCAGAUCUGUCUGUAUUCAUUUCAGUUUGGAUUGAUGCAGAUAGGAUGCUUUUUUACUUAAUGAGCAUAAGGCCAUAUCCUUGUAUUAUGUUAACAAAGACUUAUUUUUUUGUGUGUUCCAUUCUGAAUUUCAUUCAUCAGAAUGAAAGUCUGCAGUUUUAUUUUUAUACUUUUUUUUUAUCUUUCAGAAACAAAAAAAGGAAACACAAAUAAUAUUACAUAAGUUCAUUAAGCAACUGAUUUUAUUUUCUUGUUUUUUAUUUAAUAUUUAUUCUAUUUUAUCUUAUCAAAGAAUGUGGCUAAGAAUACUUUUUCAUUCAUUUCUAAGAACAAAAAAAUUAAUCUGUACUGUCUUUUCUGUACAUUUGCAUCAUUUUAGUUGGGAUUUUGAGAGAAAUAUGGAAGCAGAACAUAGUUCAUAGACUUAUCAAUAGGUUGGUUCAGUGUAUGUGCACUUGAUAAAGGUUGUAGAAGGGGAUUUUUAUUUUUAAUAAAAAGAAUACAUAUUUUUUUGUCAUGUCACAUAAAAGAGUUUAUACAUGGUGUGGAAGCUAUCAAAACUCUAAAACACUUUUUUUUUGAGAGUGAAUAAAAAGAGAAUUUUUAUAUGAUUUUAAGUACAUGUAAAAUAUGACUACAUGAUUUUUAGCUUUAAGAGAAUUAAACAACAAUCAUGGCAAGCAUUCCUAAUUGACUAAGGUCUUCGUAGCUUUACCUUUUUAAGUUUCCUUUAUGUUAUGUAUCAUAAAAUGUAAAAAGGGUAAAACUUCAGGUGUUAUUGAACCAAAAAUCAAGAUCUUAGCCUAGUACUUGUUAUAGUUAGUAGUUCAGGUACAUGUAUCAACACCAAAGUUAGCUAUAUAGAUCUAGUCAUACAAAAUAUAAAGAGAAAUGUGUCUGAAAAAUUUAUUUUCAUUUAAAUCAUUAACAAUGAAAACGCAUCUAGGGGGAGAUAACUCUCCAUGUAACCUCCUCAAUGUUCAUAAACAUUACACGCUUUAAGGUAAAAAAAUAAGUAGUAAUUUAUCUGUUUUAGCAUUGUUAUUUAUCAAUUUGUGUUUGAACGUGAAAUUUAGCUUUUUUUCUCUUUGCGUAGUUGAAGUCUGAAAUUGGUGCAUACCUCUCUUUCAAACGCAAUUUCUUCAUGUGUUCAUAAUGAUAGUACAGUAUUCAUAUACAUGUACUAAAUUAUUCUUUGUUCACUAUUUUGUCCUUACAUUGUAAUACACCUUUUGUUAGAAAUGAUCAUGCAUUAUAAAUUUAAAACAGAAACUUUCUAACAAACUAAAUAAUGAGUAAACAAGU